Anopheles funestus (African malaria mosquito) is the source of this 11440-nucleotide messenger RNA. It is a transcript of the gene 5-HT2A, whose product is annotated as D(2) dopamine receptor. NCBI's taxonomy places the organism in Eukaryota, Metazoa, Arthropoda, Insecta, Diptera, Culicidae. Gene Ontology annotation, molecular function: neurotransmitter receptor activity; G protein-coupled serotonin receptor activity; serotonin binding. Bases 8606 to 11059 code for a protein of 817 amino acids. The record is from RefSeq and is a predicted model, not a curated record. Gene Ontology annotation, cellular component: dendrite; membrane. The transcript has 8 exons. Gene Ontology annotation, biological process: G protein-coupled receptor signaling pathway, coupled to cyclic nucleotide second messenger; serotonin receptor signaling pathway; chemical synaptic transmission.
CGUUCGGAAACUGCCCCGAGCGAGCAUUGGUGAGUGGAAGAACUCAUUCCGUCUGUGAACGCCGUACGGUUCGGACGUGGCGUACAGAUUUUCAAGCGUUAUAGUUACGAAAGAACGUACAGACCCGUACAAACCGCAAACGUGCUGUGUCAGCUUCCCGUUUCACCGUGAUGGUGGUAACGCCGGUGGUGGUAGUGAAGAAAUCUUGUCAAAUUUAGUGAAACACAACCGAAGGAAGGCCAAUACGGUACAAGUGCCAAAGGCGCGUGGAGGACGCGAAAAUGUUAGCAGAGCUACAGCAGUGGAAAAGGUAGCAUAAAACCGACGAAAAGAUGCUUUUCCCUUGUCAGUGGUUUUUGCAGCUCUGGUAGUAGUGCGAUCUUCAUCUCUUGUUGCAGUGAUUAAUGUGUAAAAGUGUCGCUGCAUCAAGGUGUCGUUGCGCUUACAAAAUCCGAAAGCUUGUCAUUGAGGAUACCUGAAUUGUAACAGUAUGUAACCUUAAACCCGAUCCCGAAAUCGGAUAAGAAGAAAGUGAUUACAUCGUACCAAAUCUCCGUAGUGGUUUGUGUUUUGGCUAACGCAAAGUUUACAACAUUUCAUCGAACGUUAGUACGGUGGCGUUGGUACUUGUGUAAGUCUAUUUUACCACCAUGAUAAAAUGCAGUUCGUACGCGGUAGAAUUUGCACGUCAAAAAAGCGUACGAGAUGACACAAAUGCAUCAUCAGUAGUAGCACAGUGUCGUGUCUCGCUGUAGCUUUGUGUCGAUCGUAUCAAUACCGACACCGUUAUUGUUUGUUGCAUCCGACCGAUUGUGGAUUCAGCUUGUCGGCCAGAGACAAGUUGCCCAACCAAUGCGCUCAAGUGAGUCGAUUAGCACCAGCUGUCGUGGAAAGUGUUGAUUAAUGCAGCUGGAACACAGAGCUCCCUUUACCACAGUUCAGUGUGUUGUUGAGGUUUCAUACGCACCGAAGUGCACUUCAACUUGAAGUGCUCUGGCAUGUGUCAUACAUGUUUUUUAGGGUGGCAAUAUCGAUAAACGCUUUUUGCGUUAUGUUUAGAUACCAAUUAUUGUUAGUUCUUAAUUUUUUAAAUUACAAGUCUUAUUCUAUGAAAUAUGUGAGGCAUUUUAAAAAAUAUUAUGUACUUCGUUUUCAAGGAAUUUCAAUUAUUCCAGCAAUACUAUGAAAUUUAAUAUUGCGCUUUGUAAAAUCAAACCAAGCCCUCUUCAGCAAUGCAAACAAAAUCUUUUCAUUCAACAUAAUUAUAUUGAUUUACAUGCAUGUAAACAAUAUGUGUUAGCUCAUAUAUUUUGAAAUGAAAGAUGAAGAACACUAUUGAAAUAAAUUUCAAUAUUUUCUUUAAAUUACUUCCACGGUAAUCAUUGACAACUUUUACUACUAAUUAAAUUUCCGAUCGAUUGCAAUCAAUGUGAUUUAGGAUGUCUUUGCCAUCGAUUAACAAACUUGAACGGUAAUGAGAAACGGAUUCACCAAUAAAUUGUCUUUACGCUUACCUUUGCCCAAUGCGAUGCUAUGCUCUUUGUUUAUCAUUGUGUGGAUCACCCCGGCGCGGAUACUAUUACACAAACGCCAAGGUUUGCCAAGGUUCGUUCUUAUCCUUUUGAUUUUCGCAUUCACUUUUUGGCAGAUGGGAAACCCUAUUUUCUACGCAAUUAACUCUGAUUAUUGCUUCCGAUAAUAGCCGACAAUGAUUUUUCUGUCUGUAGGCCCCCGGGGUUACCCCCGACCGUCGGAUUGUUUCCUAUCGAUUUGCUACCCUUAUGCCUCAAAGCCGUAUGGUUUGUUUCGGUAAUACCCGUAUAAGCUUAAAUCACGGUGUAUCCCUCUGAUCGUAUCGUUGGUUGAUUGUACCUUUUUUGUUUGGGACUGCCUGAUACCAGGCUGAUACUCAAAACUGUGUGUAUGUAUGUGUGUAAGCGAGCGUGUAACUGUUCUGCAGAAAUAAGCCUGAGAACCAAUACCCUAAGAACCCCUAGUCCCGAACACGUAAAUAACAUCUGGUCAAGGAUCAGUUGCCAAAAACGGGGGAAAAAGGGAUCCUUUUGCCAUCGCAAAUGAACUACCAAAAACACUCAGUUGAAACCUCCCCCCACACGGUUUGCCCUUUCCAACGCAUUCUUGGAGAAUUAAUAAGUUGUACUUGUUUCAUCGCCCACCGAACAGGGACGCAAAACCUCGAUCGACCAGUUGUCGGCUAACGAGAGCUGGCAGAUUUUUAACGAAAAAGCCAUCACACCCCAUCCAUGUUGGGGGUAUUUUAUUGUUGUUUGUUUUGCGCCAAACGUUCACCGCCCUCACCGUGUCCAGUACACGUGGUGCUAGCGUUAAGAAGAUGCUCUACUUUGAUCCCUGCAUCCGACCCAUUUCUUAGCGUAUUUCUUUACAAAACUAAUCGCACCCCCUUUGGCACGGUACGAACGCUGGCUUACGAUCUGACUUUGAUCGGUUGAAAAAGGUGGCUGCUGUAGGCAGGCUGACUGUUCUUGGAACGCUGCUGCCGAAGCGAAGGGUUUGAUGAGAUUUUAAUCAAGAGACAAGGGUUCGUACUAACACGGACACUGUCGGAUGAAAAGCGUUACUACCCAUCGAAGUUUAAGCGUUGAUACAUUUUCACGGAACUGAUUUCAGCUGCAAACGGUUUUUUUUUUGCUUUGACCCGUUUGUAGAACAGGUGCUUGAGGGGAAGAGAAAAUGUAAUCUGUUCUGUCGUUAUAACGUGUUUGAAAUUGUUUGAAUUCGCAUGUUUUACAUAAUAUGCUGGUAAUUGAAAAAUUAUGUUUAGUAGCUUGAUUUAUUAACUGGAAAAUUUGUCUUGAUAAAUUAUUUUAUAAUCAAUGGUCAACUUUACAAAUUCGUGGAACUGUUCGACUAAACAACUGUUUUAUAAAAUCCUUUUAUUAAUUGUAAAAUUAAUUAAUUUUUCUUGCUAUCUAACAGUAAAUGAAAUGGGCUUUUUGGAGUAAUUUUGAAUAAGGAACUGAAAAGAAUAUUCUACCAAUUUUAAAUUGAACGCCGCAUCCGACAUUCGACAAAAAACGGAUGUUAUUCCCAAAUGAUAAAAAGGCAAAACUAGCUCAAAAGAAAAGUUUUGGAAUGACCUACUUACAAAUAUUCGUAAAACAAAAAUAGAACACCAUCGUUCACAACUUAUUAUUGCACCACAUAACUUCCCGUUCGUUGCUGUGUUUGAACCAAUUGGGUCAGCAAAGCUCAAAUCAUUUCAUUGAUAAGGUGCAAUAACUAAAAGCAAUCCAUAAUGUAGCGUGAUUGGAUGAAUACUUUGUGGUUUUUUUUUUGUUUCAUUUCUUUUUUAUUUCAAACAAUAUCCUUCGAUCCUUUCGAUAAAAAAAAAACCACAACGAUUCUAAACAAACGUUCUGACAACAAUGCGCACGGGAAGAAUCUUCUCGAGCACUUCUGAGAAGAAUGCUUUUCCAUUUCCACGUACCAAUGCUAAGAGCUUUUUUCCAGAGAAACCGAUUGUGAAUGAAUGAACCGUGUUAUUUACAAAAAUUGUCUUAUUCCUUCGUUCAAACCAUUUCGGGUUGGUUUUUUUUUGCAUAGACUUCUUUUUUCUGAAAAUAAAUAUCACAAAAGAAGGAUAUUUGUUCGUUUCCCAAGGUCACAAACUAAGGAUAGUUCAGAAUUGUUACGGGGACAACAUUAUGAUACAACUUCUCACAAGCGACUUCGUUAGCAUUCCUUCACGUUUGGCGAAAUCAAACUACCCCCAAAACGAUAUUGCCAAUCAAUAUGCAACGAAGUGUUCUAUUCGCCAAGAAGAGUUCUUGAGAUAUUGGCAAGAGGACUGCUACUCGUUUGCCAGUAGAAUUGUGGUUUGAAGAAAUUUAAAUAUUAUGAAAGACGAUACUCUAAUUUGAUGGCUGAAGAGCAGCCCAUGAAUGGGCGCUACUCGAUCAAAUUGUUGACCGUUCGGAACUGUUGACAGUGCCCGAAACUACGAGCCCCAUUACACCCAUUUCACAUACUUUCAGAUUUAUGUUACCUCCGGUCAAUGGUUUGUAAAUUUCUUAGCCUUAUUUAACUACUUUUCAAACAACGUACCCCAUUGCGAGGUUCCGCUGUUAAAUAUUUUAAACUUUGUACACAAAUUUGCAUUUGUACAAACACGUACCCUUAGCUUAGGGUACGCUUCGCACAGCUCAUAUUUCCCAUCUUUCGUCAAUGUUUGGCAUCGUUUGGAUAUUGCUGCGUAGUACCUAUUUAUAGACUAGCGUCAAUUUUUUCUCUUUACCGCUGAAUCAUGAACAAAAAUUAUCGUUUUCUGUGUUUUGUUUUGUUUUCUACUCCUUCCACCAUGAUCACAUCGACCAUGAUUAGACCAAUACCGGUGGUAUGACACCUUUCCGAAUGGAGACGAUGCAGAAGCGUAUACCUUUUACAGUUUAUUACCCACCUAAAGCCUUCCAUUCCCAACCUUCCAUUGCUAGGUCGUCUUUUGUGGUAAGGGUUUAAGAUUACACAAACAGAAGAACAUUCGUUGGGAUGAAUAUUGGAAUUAUUGAAUUAGAGGUACAAAGGGGUACAAAGUAAUAGAAACAUGAAACAAUUCCAAGAAAUUUGUAGUUUUGAAUUGUGAGUUAAAGUAAAUGUUACACAACAACAAAGCUGUAAAUGCAAUGAAGCAUCAGAAUAUAAAUUGGAUUUUAUUGAUGCUUCAGAAAACUAUGCACAAAUACUUUUGUUCGAAAUCAGUAGAGCAAAAUUUAAUUAUCGUUUUCUAGUGCAUGAAGAACUAACAUUAUUAAAAUUCGAAGAAUUUGGCAUAUAGAAGCAUACAUACAUAGGAAAUUUCCAAUAAUAUUUUCUCGUUAGAAAAUUGUGUUGCAAAACAUAAAAAGAACUGCUUGAAUGAAAAUGGUUAGGGUUGUACACAUAACUAUUUGCAAUUGAAUUUUGCGAAUCCUACAUAUAUUUCGUAUACAUUUUGCUGUGAAAAGGGUGGAAUCUACGUUCGACACAUAUUCACACAGUUAAUGAGUUCGUUUAUUAAGUGAAACAUGAGAAUUACUUGAAAUUUUCACCCAUUUUCGUAUUUGGUGAUUAAAAUUACAGCAUAAAUAUAGUUAGCGUAUAACUAACUGUUAUCAACAAAAAUCAUCAAAACUCAAACAAUUUAAAUUUCAUUGAACAUGUUUCUAUAUUCCCGGAAUUUGUAUGACGUACGAAAUUCCUUUGUUUACCAAAUAGAUUGUAUCAAUGGCUGGAUAGAAAUCACAAUUAUUUAUUCUCUCGCAUACAUAUAACCCAUAAAACAUAAUCUCCAAAUCAUGUAUGUUUCAACCCACCACAGAGCUAUACGCUUUCCUUCAUCAACUUGUAGGAAACUAAUUUAUAUUACACUAGUUUUCCCUUCACACAUCUGCCAACACGUUCGAUGCGUUCGUUUUACCGGGAUAAAGCGAACGGGGGACGUGCAAACCAAACAUUACUGCGAGCGUAAAACGCGUACAAUAGACGACAGCGAUAGAUUUGUCGCGAUGAUGUAUUGCAUCGACCGUGAAGCUUUUGACCACAGGUUGAAAUCUAAACGCCGCAUUACACAACCCAGCACGAUAAACCUCACACGUACCUAUACUCCCCUAUGGUCGGUAUAGGCCUUAAAACAAAACUGCAACUGGUUGAAAGCCACCCAUCGGUGUAAUUGCCGAUGCAACCUGCCUGUCAUCACCAAAACCCUGAUGUCCCGUGCCCCCGUCACCGUCGUACCGUCGUGGCCGCACGGUAAUGUCAGUGUCGGAGAUAAUCUGCGGUUAUGUUACCACUUUGUACUCGUUGAAAGUUUAGAUUUUAGGCGAGCGCACACAUGAUCCUCGCACAAUGCCGUUUUGCCCGUUUCGGUUUACAUACCCGCACCGGUGUAAGACGGCAAAGGCAGCCCAUCGGGUGGUAAUGUUAACCAGCGGUUUUAUUCCAGUGUGCAUCACAGAAUGCACACCACAACACCGGCCGUACCAGGUGGGAGAGGCCGUAUGCUACUGGCGGUUUGUAUACAGGGCCUAAGGAUGGCCCCCAAAAACCGGGUACGGAGCUGAGAGCGUUAAUCACCAUGAUUAUGAUCGGCACCACUAACAUUUGUUAGUCGGUUCGUUCGAAAUUCAACCGGCAGCCGUAAUCGUGCAUGGUACGAGUGGUCGGAUCUAUUUGCACGAUUUGCACGGGAAAGGUGUCCAGCUGGUGGUACGAUUUGCGUGUUACACAAACAUUUGAACUUUGCGGAACUGUAGCUGCUGUAUUCGAUGAAAAUUAAAUGUCAUCAUUUGAUAGGAAUCUAAUUAACAUUGCAAUACUUGAAAUCGUAGUUAAAUGUAUGGCAAAUGGUGUAAGGAUAAUUGAAAAACUUUGUAAUGUACAUCAAGUUUUACACAUUGCCGCAUAAUUUGAAAGUUUUUUUAUGGUCCAUAUCGAAUAGUAGUAGUAGCAGUAGUAGUAGUAGUGCAUACUUAUUGAUAGCAUUUGUAUCGUUACUACUUUUUAGACCAGCGAUGUCAAACUCAUUUUGGCUUGUGGGCUAAUUUGUUUGCAAACAAAAGUGAUCUUGCGGGCCAACUUUAAAAAGAUCACUUAUGUGUUGUAAAACCUACCUGAUUACUUACUUCAAUUCAAUUACAGUGUCAGUUGAAGCCGCCAAAAUCUUUCACUUUUUCCUUCGGUUGGUUGUCCAGAUCAACAGAAAGGUCCGAAAUUCUUUCGGCUUCUGUGUUUCUGGACAGGUUUAAAAUCCAAAUCCAGAAACUCAUGGAAAAUGGGCUUUGAAGGGGUAGAACAUAAUCAAACAUUCAAGCUGUGCCGAUUUCGGUUCUCAGAAUUUAUAUCAAACAUGCUAUGGCGGGUUAUUCGUAAGGAGAAUACAUGUGGAAAAACAUGUGGAGCAUUCCUGAGAAGUCGGAAGGAAAUAGAACUAAACAGUUGUUUGGACUUCAAGAGGGAUUCAAGAGCGUGUCAGUUAAGUGUAAAAAGAGUAUACAUACAACAAAUACAAUUUAUUCCACAAUUUCCCAAGGAACACCUCAAUUAAAAUCGGAUAAUAAUCAAUGUUCUCCUUAUUCAUCUGCGGGCCGGAUUCAAAGACCUCGCAGGCCGGAACCAGCCCGUGGGCUGUAUGUUUGACAUGUCUGCUUUACGUCUAAUACGUCUAAUGUUGAGUAUUCUUUUAAAAAUUCUGUUUUGAAAAAAAUGCAGUUUUUUACGGCGUAGAGAGUAUUGACACAAUCUCCCCAAACUUGGACAGAGUGAAUUGGUCUAAUAACAAUUCUAUACAGCAAUAAUUGGUUUUUCAAAUCAUGCUUAGAGUUCCUAUUUUUCUAAAUGUUCUUCUAAAUGUUUCUUAUAAGCAGCGCUUCUCGGCCUAAAGGCUAAGAUCAAAGUGUUUUUUAUAAGAAAACCUUUUGCCAAGAAAUACACCAAUAUACUUAACAUCAUCUUUCCAAGCAAUAUCCAAAUCACUUGUUUUAAGAAUUCUAUCUGGGAGACUUUUAGUUCCCGUUGCCCGGGUGAAGAACCAUAUCGAAUAGCAAAAAAAAAAACAACCAUGAAUCAAACCACAGUAAACGACACAUGGUUUUUUUGAAAAGUUGCUGAAAAGUCAAAUACACAACGAAAGUUUUUUUCCAUGAACUUUUGUAUCUUUGAAGUAUAACACUGAUAUGAUAUUUAUUUAUUAUUUAUUUGUUUCUGAAGAACGCAUAGGCCGUUGCUUUGCUAGUUUUUCCAGUCUUCAAGUAUUUUUUCUUUACUGUUACAUAAUUUUAUGUGAAACUUUUUAAUUUCAUUCCAUGGAUCCAAACACCAUCGUAACACUUCUCGUUCAUUUUUCUUGCAAACAAGUAAUUCAUCGAAAAUUCAACAGAACUUUUCUCUAUCGUAACACCGUGGGUACCGUAACGGCCUUUUAUUUUGAAUAUUUAACGCGUGCUAAAAUGCCUUUUUUUGGAUAUCACCAAAAAAACCAGCAAACAUCUUCAAAGCCUCCCACAAACGAACAAAAAAAAGCAUCCAAAAGCAACACUUCUCAUCAACAUGAACGACAGACCGGGACAGCCAAAAUGGUGUACGCGCUAACGAACACAGCGGUCCAUCCUUCGCUGUGCAUAAUGAUCGUAUACACGUUGUGUAAUUCCUUACCGAAAGCGUGCUGCAUAAUAUGGCAAGUCAGACAUCACUUGCCGGCCACGGAUACGUUGCUUCGAAACCAUCUAUAUGUGCAAUUUCAAUUUAAAUAUUUAUUAGGCUUGUGCAGAACUUGUGGUGUGCUAAUAUGUAUUACCUUCUUCAUCUGCUAUUCUCCUCCUCUCUCUCUCUGGACAGGCAUUUGGCUUCGUUAUAGCGGCGAUUAUUACCGAGAUACUUUCAUAACUAUUUGACGAACGAGUAAGGAUGGAUCGUCGACAUCAUUGCAGCCGGGAUUUUGCAGUGAUCAGUCGCCGCACGGAUACGCGCACCACACUGAGCUGAGUCCAAAUUCGAGACAAAUUCGAGUAUAUUGAGUGUAUCUCCCUCUCUCUGUGUGUGCGUAUUUAAUAAGGCAACCGUGAAAGACGACAGUGAGUGUAAACGUUUCACCAUGGACGAUGGAGACAUAUUUGGUUGGUGGUGUGACAAUUGGAAAGCGUGGCGUUACAUGGUGUCCUGUGCCAGCUACAGUAACAGUUCCUCUUCGCUCCUUUGGGGCCCCGAUGUGCUGUGCCGGUUCGACGAUGCAAGUGUACGAUCGAGCACAAUUACCACCGGUGAUGGUGCGGUGGAGCUACGGACAGGAAAUGGUACAGUGCCGGCCGGCCUUUAUCAGGCAGCUACCCAGUGCUAUCAGUCGUUUAAGUGUGCCCUACAUUCCUUACUUAGCGGUAGUGAUCGACACGCGGAAGAAGUGCGAUGGAACGAUGCGUUGUACGAAUGUGCCCCGGAACCGGUUCCUCCCGACAGUUGGCAGCCAGCGGAUACAAGCUGCCAGGGAGCCGCCUCACACAACAUAACGCUGAUCGUACGUCAAGUAUUCCAGCCAGUGUCGGAACUGAUCCUGAAGCUACCGAAGCUAUUACUCCAUCUGACCGACAUCAGCUACGGUAGCUUGGAACCGAUCGACACCGAUCGUAUGCUGGCCGGUGGAUGCUGGAACACUUCUCAGGCUCUCUUUUACGGUGACUCUAGUCGGCUGUUGCAGCAACCGGAACCAGUUCCACAAUCAUCCCAAUCGCCGCGUACUGCAACAACUGUACAAUCGCACCGGCUCGUCUGUGGCAAUGCAACCGGUGCACAAAGUUCAUUCUUCGAAAGUGAUGCGUUCGAGCUCGUGAGUGUGUCACUGCUCGAACCGAUCCAAUGCUGGAUGAACAUUGAGCUGCAGAAUGCACUGGUAAGCCACUCGUGGCUGAACGGUGUAGAACAUUCGGUUGCUGCUCUAGCCAGCUGGAACCAAACACAGUUCAUCGAUGAGAUGCCAGCCGGUGGUGAUACGUCCCAGGGCCGUUACGAGUGGAGUUUCCUGUUUGUCAUUCUGUUCAUAUUUGCUGGUGGACUCGGAAACAUACUCGUCUGCUUGGCGGUGGCACUCGAUCGUAAAUUGCAGAAUGUUACCAACUACUUUCUGCUCUCCCUUGCCAUUGCUGAUCUGCUCGUCAGCCUGUUUGUGAUGCCACUAGGUGCAAUUCCUGGAUUUUUAGGUUAUUGGCCUUUUGGAGUCACGUGGUGCAACAUCUACGUUACAUGUGAUGUGUUGGCCUGUUCGGCUAGCAUCCUGCACAUGUGCUUCAUUAGUCUCGGCCGUUACCUAGGAAUCCGGAAUCCGCUCGGCAGUCGGCAUCAUUCAACGAAGCGGUUGACGGGCAUAAAGAUCGCACUAGUGUGGCUGCUGGCAAUGCUCGUUUCUAGCUCCAUAACCGUUCUAGGCAUGAUCAACCAAAACAACAUCAUGCCCGGCCCCAACGAAUGUGUCAUCAAUAAUCGAGCCUUUUUCGUGUUUGGCUCACUGGUAGCAUUUUACAUCCCCAUGGUGAUGAUGGUCGUAACGUACGCACUGACCGUGCAACUCCUACGCAAGAAGGCACGUUUUCUCGAACAGCAUCCGGAGGGUGAACUAUUCCGAAGACUGGGAGGACGGCUGGCAUCCUCCAAACACUCCAAUAACUCUCAAAGUGAUGGCUCCUCCACUUCUAAUAAAGCGGUCGAGAUGAAGAAAUUCACCGUCAAUAACAAUAAGCAGCCGGCAUUUUCGCAGCACGACUCAUCGCCACCAUCGUCGUUGCCGUCGGUGGCCGCUGCCCAUAGUGCGCUUCCUUGGCGAUGGCACGGUACCACUACCGGCACCAGCAAAAUGGACAGAAUGAGCUCAAUCAAAGGCAGCAUGUCGCAUCCGCACCUUGGCUACAGUAACGGUGGUAACCGCACGAUCACCAGCGGUGGCAAACGUUCCCGUACCGUCUGUGACCAGGGCACCCAAACGCCGGACAGCAUCGAGCGUGAAACGAGGCGCCAAAAAUUCUGCUCCUUCCGGAUACACCUGAACAGCGUCCCGACGCCAGCGAUAAAUUUCAAUUUGAAGUUUCUUGGCAGCAAAAAGCGCACCAACUUAUCGGCGAACGCGGUCGCCACCGAGCAGAAGGCCACCAAGGUGUUGGGUCUAGUGUUUUUCACAUUCGUAUUUUGCUGGGCACCGUUCUUUAUACUAAACAUUAUAUUUGCCGCCUGUCCGGAGGCAAAGGUUCCGGAACGGAUCGUUAGCAUAUGUCUCUGGCUAGGUUACGUUUCUUCCACGAUAAAUCCAAUCAUAUACACGAUCUUCAACAAAACGUUCCGGGCAGCGUUUAUUCGUCUGCUGCGCUGUAGAUGUGAACGCUCUGGACGGCCACCAAGAUAUCGUUCAGUAACGGAUAGCCGCGGUGCGAUCAGUCUCUGCACACCGUCAGCCUUACCGUUGGCCAUAUCACUGCAAGGAUCAUCAUUACUUACCCCUUCCACUACACAGGCUACACCUUUAAGCGACUUUCGCGGAAGUUACGAAAUUACGGACGACGAUUGCUGAACAGCGUAGAUUGCGUUGCGACACCUUUCAAAACUUGUUCCAAAUAUUUGGAAGCAUAUUUGGAAGCAGUAGUACAGCAUUCGAAUGUACCAAAAUAUCACAUUCGUCAGUCCGCAGUUCCCUAUCACCCACUUCCAUAACAAGAUAAAACCCGUCCCAGAACGUACAAAUAAGUUCACUGAUCCUACCGAUGGCAGUUGAAUAGCAAUCAUUUUAAAUACUAAACUAUGUACUAGCACACCCUAGCUGUUACGGAACUCCACCAAAUAAGGCUUAUAGCGAAGGAAAUAAGAAAAUGACAGUAUUUUGUAAGGCAAUUAGCGUUGUUUGAACUGUGCACAACCCUAAAUGUGAUUUUAUAUAUAAAUGACGUAAACAAUA